AUGUGUCGAACCACUCAAGCAAAGAAAAUCAUCACUUCGUUGAAAGCAAUACCGCUGCGACCACAGUAUCACAUGGAGAACUCUCCCAAAUUCGGCCUUCGACGCCCCUUGGACGGCUUAACAUACAAAUUCCACCUUGAGGGUGGGGAUGCCAAAGAAAGCGUCUAUGUGCGAUCGGACUCGGCCGUGAAGAUGAUCUUCGACCGGGAUUUUGGAUGGUCGAUUUGGGAUGAUCCGGACCUGAGUGCCUCACGGACGCUAUUGGGGCGUGUGUGGGAUGUCCCGGUUAUAAACCAAGGCGACCGGCCGCCGGAGGGAGUCUGGGUCAGUCGCAAGGCCGACAAGUCAUACGUCUAUAUCCUCGAGUACCUAGAAUAA
Messenger RNA from Fonsecaea erecta, 378 nucleotides. RefSeq lists its product as hypothetical. The record is from RefSeq and is a predicted model, not a curated record. Bases 1 to 378 code for a protein of 125 amino acids. NCBI's taxonomy places the organism in Eukaryota, Fungi, Ascomycota, Eurotiomycetes, Chaetothyriales, Herpotrichiellaceae. The transcript has a single exon.